Messenger RNA from Lecanosticta acicola, 12972 nucleotides. NCBI's taxonomy places the organism in Eukaryota, Fungi, Ascomycota, Dothideomycetes, Mycosphaerellales, Mycosphaerellaceae. The record is from the annotation of a GenBank genome assembly.
AUGGAGGACCCCGUGGUCCAGGGAGUCAAUGGCGUGGCGAACGGUACGCCGGUCGCGCCAGUCCCAUCGGCGGUCGACCCGCAGGCGGUCGUCAAAUAUCUCUCGAGCGUGCUUGAGGUCACGCUUGGAGCCACGGAAGAGGAGUUGAAGGCCCCUGGGAGCUUGUUGAACGAGGCAGUUAUCGAAGACACACUAUCGAGAUGUUUGCGCUUUGCGAUGGAGCAGCAGAUGGCGCUGUACGUGCUGAAACAAGCACCUACAAGUCAACAGAAUGGUCAUGUCAAUGGGGAUGGGCCGAUGCAUCAGGACACAUACGUGCUCAGCGCAGAGGUGGCGUAUACAACGCACACUGUAGGAUGUGUGGCUUUUCUUAAGAGACCGGCGGCGAUCAUCGCGGAUAUUCCCAUCAGUAAGCAGGUCUCGGUGGUGAACAUGUCGCUUCCUGGCCUUCCUGGCUCAACAGAUACGGCAUCGACGAUCUCUCCAUAUGAGAGUCUUCACUCUUUCGUGCGAGGUGCUCUGACACCAUUCUUUGAAGCCGCAGCAAGAGGCUCAGAAUCGGCAGGAGACAAGCUCAAGUCGGAUGGCGAAUCUCGGACUGGCAUAUCCGGCGCGAGGAGAAAGCUGGCAGACUUGGAGAUCACACUGCAGAACCUGCAGCAGAACAUUGAGGUCGAGGCUCCUCGAUUGCAGAUACACGAAGCUGUCCAGGCGCAACUUGCGGAUGCUGGUGGUGACUGGCAGGCUGCCGCUAUUCAGAUACCGGAGGGAAUUAUCACAGACAGCUCUCUUCUGAACCGACUCCAGAAUAUGGCCAACGACUGGAUCAAGCAGAUUCGUGACUUUACGAGAGUUACAGACGACCGGGCUGUGGGGACGACGUCGCAGGAGAAGAAUUUCUGGCUGGCGAUGGAGAAUGCGAUUGAGGGCAUUGAGGUGCAGCUCUCAGGCGGAGGCGUACAGUUGACCAUGAAGAUACUGGAAAAGGCCAAGAGACAUGGAAUUACAGCCAGUUUUCAGUCCGACACGAGACUCAAGGAGACAAAGGACAAGGUGCAGAGGUACAACCAGCUGUUCCACGGCUUUCCCAUCGAAGAGCUACUGUCGGCAACUUCGAUUGAGAAGCUAAGGGAUGCGUUGGACGAUGUGUUCUCACAUCUAACCAAGAAGUUGCGAAUCUGUCCUUAUCCGAUUCGACGCGCUCUGCCUUUAGUCGAAGCCAUUUCCGCGGACAUGGAUGCUAGGGUACAUGAUCUUCUUCAUGGUCGAACACUCAUGCACCAAAGCUUUGCAGAUUUCCAAAAGAUCGUGCACCAAGUUCAGGAGGUCUGGAUGUUCUGGGAUGACAACGUCAAAGAGUUCACUAACGUUGCUCGAGAUGUGACACGCAGAAGAAACGACAAGUUUAUCCCGAUCAAGAUCACAAAGCGUCAUGAUAAAACUCAGGACCGGAUUAGCUACAUCUACAAGUUCCGGGACGACCAUGAGCAGCUGCAGAAUACCAUUGCAAAUGUCUUGGGACCGGAUGACGACUCUACGGAUGUUGCAGACGGGACAGUAGCACCGGUCAUCGUGGAGGAAAUGGGCGAUGUCGAUGCUGCGGAAGAGAUCGCCCAGGCAUACACAAUGGUCAAGGACGUAGAUGUGCUCGACAUCACCCCAGAAGGUGAACGGUUGUGGACUCAAGCUGAAGCAGCAUACAACGAGCGGACAGCACGUGUCGAAAAUUCGAUCAUUGCGCGUCUUCGGGAUCGACUGGCAGUGGCAAAGACUGCGAACGAGAUGUUCCGUGUCUUCUCCAAAUUCAACGCUCUGUUCGUGCGACCAAAGAUCAAGGGAGCGAUUGCGGAGUACCAGGUUCAGCUUAUGAACAAUGUCCGAGAUCACAUCGACAGCCUACAGCAGCGAUUCACUCAUCAGUACGGCCAAUCAGAAGCUCAUGGUAUGGCGCAAUUACAUGACCUGCCGCCUAUCUCUGGAGCCAUCAUUCGUGCACGCCAAAUUGAGCGGCAAUUAAACAGCUACUUGGGCAAAGUUGAGGAUAUUCUAGGUCCCAAAUGGAAAGAUCACACCGAUGGCCAGAGGCUGAACCAGCUUGGCGAAGGCUUCCGAAGAAAAUUGGACACCAAGCCCAUCUUCGAUGAUUGGCUUCGAGAUAUCGACAGACGGCAUUUGUCGAUAUCGGGACGACUGUUCUCCAUUACCCAAAAUCGCGCACGUGGAAACGUCGAGAUCAACGUCAAUUUUGACUCGCAAGUCAUUAUCCUAUUCAAAGAAGUGCGUAACUUGCUCUGGUUAAAUUUCAACGUACCGCACGCGAUCACAAAUGUCUCGAAAGAAGCGCGUCGGGUGUAUCCAUUUGCCGUCAGCUUAAUGGAGAGCCUGAACACAUAUGCACAGACCAACUUGGCGAUUGAGAACAUGUCAGAAGUCACAGCGUUAUUGAGCGGAUACCGAAACGAUGUGCAAACCCUGGUGGCGAAAGGUGCGCCCUUGAAAUGGGACACUUUUGUCUUGGCUUACGAUGUGCAUGUCCGACAAGCUGGAGAUGGUGGCCUUGGUGGCACUGGAGACGACAAGCUACACGUCCAAUAUGUUCGCAACCUUGGAAAUUCGAUUGCGACGUUGCAGUCAAAAGUCACAACACUGUCUAGUAUCCAGACGACCGUGGAUGCAGCUCUUCGCGAGCUUCAAAUCUGUCCUUUCACGCAUGAGGCUUUCAGUGAGCAUCUAGAAACCCUUCAGCGCGCUGUUGACCAGCUCAAUCUUGAGUCGUACUCGAAUAUUGCUUACUGGGUUGCAAAGACAAACGAGAAGGUCGUGGAAACCCUACACACACGGUUGCAGCAAGCGUUGAAGGGCUGGACUGAGGACUUCGAAAACGGCUACAGUGCGAACGAGCAGUCCGCGCAAAGAGAGCCGGGCACCCCGAACAUCAAGACCUCCGGGCAUGAUAUUGUUAUGCAGAGCCAGCUGAUCCAGCUUGAACCGCCGCUGGAAGAUGCUAAAGCCGCAUGGCUGGACAAUUUGCACGCCUGGCUUGCGACUGUCUGCGGUCUCUCCAGGCUGCAGGCUUCCCGGUUUGAGAGCGCUCUCACGGUGCAAAGUCGAGGCACACUAAAAACAUAUUCUGAGCUGUCAAUAAUGUGCAUGGACACACUAGGCGAGCUUUACGAACGCAUCGAGGCCAAGCUGAGCGUCGGGCAAACGUAUGUCGAAGAGUGGCUACAGUUCCAGUCACUUUGGGACCUGCAGCUACAACAGAUCCAAGAUGACCUGGGAGAGGAACUUGACCUUUGGCUUCAACUGAUUCUGGAGAUCCGUCAGAAGCGAGAGACAUUCGACACUUCUGGAAUGCGCCGGUCCUUUGGUCAUCUUGUCAUCAACUACGAACAGGUACAGGCCAAGGUCAAUGCGAAGUACGACCAGUGGCAGCACGAUCUACUGGGCCACUUCUCGAGCAUGUUCGCUACUCGCCUCGUGGACGUGUACGCAGAGCUGCAGAAAGCCCGCAAAGAUUUGGAAGGCCAAUCAAUGCAGGCAUCGUCGACGUCCCAGGCCGUCUCUUUCAUUACUGUCGUCCAGACGUGCAAGCGUCAGACCAAGGUGUGGGAGCCUGAGAUGGCUACUUUCAGACAAGGGCAGCAGACCUUGUCACGACUGCGAUUUCAGUUUCCCAAAGAUUGGCUGUACGUUGAGCAAGUCGAUCAUGAAUGGGCCGCUCUUAUGGAGGUGCUCGACAAGAAGAGCAAGCAGAUCGCGGACCACACCGAAGGCCUGCGCACAAAGAUUAUUGCCGAAGAUGGCGUGGUCUCGCGGCGCAUCAAUGAGAUGACUGACCGAUGGCGAGAAGAGCGACCGGAGUCGGGCAACAUCCCACCCGCAGAGGCUGUCUCGACACUGGAAAACUUCGAUACGGAGCUCAGUCAACUACAGGAGCAGGCCGAAAUGGUUUCUAAAGCAAAGGAGGCACUCGAGCUUCCCUCUAGUCCUGACAACAUGCUUGCGGACCUACUCGCGGAAGUGCAGGACUACAAGUCAGUCUGGGCCAACUUGACUGUCGUGUGGGAGCAGCUCAACGAUCUCAGAGAUCAGCCAUGGAAUAGCAUACAGCCACGCAAGCUGCGGCAGUCCCUCGACAACCUCAUCAAGACUACCAAGGAGAUGCCCAGCCGCAUGCGUUCUUACGCUGCUUUUGAGCAUUUGCAAUCUGAACUGCGGCAACUACUCAAGGUCAACCCGUUGCUCACCGAGAUGCGGUCAGAUGCCGUCCGUGAGCGUCACUGGGUCAAAAUCUUCAAGAAUCUGCAGCCUUCAAAGCGCUAUUCGGCUCUUUCCAUGACGUUGGGGGACGUUUGGGAUCUGAAGCUCGGGCCGAGCGAAACGGUAAUCCGCGAUGUUAUUGCGCAGGCUCAGGGUGAGAUGGCCUUGGAAGAGUUCGUCAGGUCCGUGCGGGAGCAUUGGCAAAAUUACACCCUGGACUUGGUCAACUACCAGAACAAGUGUCGCCUCAUUCGCGGGUGGGACGAUCUCUUUGCCAAGUGCAGCGAUCAUCUCAACUCGCUGCAAGCCAUGAGACACUCGCCUUACUACAAGGAGUUUGAGGAAGAAGCGUCGUCCUGGGAAGACAAGCUGAACCGCAUUCACGUUCUCUUUGAUGUCUGGAUCGACGUUCAGCGCCAGUGGGUCUAUCUGGAAGGAGUGUUCACGGGUAACGCCGAUAUCAAGCAUUUGCUUCCUGUCGAGUCGUCACGGUUCGCAAACAUCAACAGCGAGUUCAUGAAUGUGCUCAAGAAGGUCUACCGUUCGCCACAGGUGCUCGAAGUACUCAAUAUACCAGAUGUUCAGCGCUCCCUGGAGCGUUUGGCUGAUCUGCUCAAUAAGAUCCAAAAGGCACUGGGAGAAUACCUUGAGAAGGAACGUGUAGCUUUCCCGCGGUUCUACUUCGUUGGUGACGAAGACCUUCUGGAGAUCAUUGGCAACAGCAACGACACCUUGCGCAUAGCCAAGCAUCUGCGCAAGAUGUUUGCUGGUGUCUCGGGAUUGACGAUGGACGAAGAAUCCAACAUCACAGGGCUCACCUCUCGCGAGGGUGAAGAAGUCGUGCUGAGGACGCCGAUAAACCUGAUACAGACGCCGAAAAUUAACGACUGGCUGCGUGCGCUGGAGAACGGCAUGCGGGACACUUUGUCUGAGCUCCUCACUGACGCAGUGCAAGAGUUUGAGGCUCUAGAGGAGGAGGAUCAGGGCGGUUUUGAGGCGUACAUCGAAAAAUUCCCAGCACAGAUCGUUGUUCUGGCAACCCAAGCAUUCUGGACGUCACGUGUUGGUGCCGCUCUGCAACAAGGUGGCGACGCAUUGCAAAAGCUCUUCGAGACCCAAGUCAACAGACUAAAGUUCCUUGCCGCGUCAGUCCUGCGCGACUUGCAGCCUAUUUAUCGGAAGAAGUGCGAGCAUCUCAUCACUGAGUUCGUCCACCAGCGUGACACAAUCGAGAAGCUGAUCAAUGGUGGCGCCGACUCUCCUGGGCACUACCUUUGGCUUCUUCAAAUGCGUUACGAUUUUGAUGCCAGUGCGGCCCCACUCGACCGGAUGCAGAUCAGAGUGGCCAACGCGACUCUUGCAUAUGGAUUCGAAUACCUUGGUGUACCUGAGCGUUUGGUGAGAACACCCCUCACAGAUCGCUGUUUCCUCACUCUCAGCCAGGCUCUCUGCCAGCGCCUAGGUGGUUCUCCAUACGGACCAGCAGGUACUGGCAAGACGGAAUCGGUCAAGGCUCUGGGUGUGCAGCUCGGGCGCUUCACAUUAGUGUUCAACUGUGACGAUACCUUCGACUUUCAGGCCAUGGGACGUAUUUUCCUGGGUCUUUCACAAGUCGGCGCCUGGGGUUGUUUUGACGAGUUCAACCGUUUGGAAGAGCGUAUUCUUUCAGCCGUCUCACAACAGAUCCAGAACAUUCAGGUUGGCUUGAAGAAGCGUGCGCUUGAUUCCUCUGCUCAGAUCGACCUCAUCGGCCGGCAGCUCAAGGUCCAUCCUCUGACGGGACUGUUCAUAACUAUGAAUCCCGGAUACGCUGGACGUUCAAACUUACCAGACAAUUUGAAGAAACUGUUCCGUAGUGUGGCCAUGUCGAAACCUGACAAGGAAAUCAUCGCAGAAGUCAUGCUGUUCUCCCAAGGCUUCUCCGAGGCGAAGACGCUGUCGAGACAAACAGUGCCAUUCUUCGAUACGUGCGGUGCGACGCUAUCCAAGCAGCCUCACUAUGACUUCGGUCUACGUGCAUUGAAGAGUGUACUGGUGAGCUCAGGUGGCCUGAAGCGAGCUCGGAUGGCGUCUGGGCAGGAGCAAGCUGCAGAUACCGUUGUGGAGCCACAGAUCAUCGUACAAAGCAUUCGUGAGACCAUUGCUCCAAAGAUGGUCAGAGACGACGCCAUUCUCAUGAAACAGAUCGAAGGCGAGGCUUUUCCGGGCGUCCACUACGUGCCAGCAUCCUUGGACAAACUUCGCGAGGCUCUUCAAAAAGUUGUUCAGGAGCGUCAACUUGUGGCGACAGAUGCAUGGCUCACCAAGGUCCUGCAGCUCUAUCAAAUUCAAAGCCUGCAUCACGGUGUCAUGAUGGUUGGAAAUUCGGGAACUGGAAAGUCGACCGCAUGGCAGGCCCUAUUAGCCGCGCUUCAGAAGGUGGACGGCAUCGAGGGUGUUUGCCAUGUCAUUGAUCCAAAGGUGAUGUCCAAGGAGAGCCUUUACGGUAGCUUGGACAGCACGACUCGCGAGUGGACCGACGGACUUUUCACCAGCAUCCUCAGAAAGGUGGUCGAUAACCUUCGUGGAGAAGACAGCAAGCGUCACUGGAUCGUCUUUGACGGUGACGUGGAUCCUGAAUGGGUCGAGAACUUGAACAGUGUUCUGGAUGACAAUAAAUUGCUCACACUGCCCAAUGGUGAGCGUCUCGGCCUUCCGUCGAACGUGAGAGUGAUGUUCGAAGUCGAGACUCUUCGAUACGCCACUCUUGCCACCGUCAGUCGUUGUGGUAUGGUCUGGUUCAGCGACGACACCGUUGAUAUCGACGUUAUGCUCUCGCGAUAUAUCGCGCAACUGCGAACUGCAACAUUCGAAGAUCUGGAAGAAGAUACUGGCACGUCAACAUCCACCGAAGCCAGACUCACUGUCCAGAACCUGAUGGCUGAGAUCCUCAAUCGCAGACUGACGGAGAAUGAUUUUGUGAAGAAGGCGAUCGAACAAUGCUUUGAGAUGCGCCAUAUCAUGACUUUCACUUCAAUUCGUGCUGUUGGCACCCUGUUCUCACUGCUGAGGAAAGCUUGCCGCUCUGUAUUGGAGUACAAUAUCCAACAUACAGACUUCCCGCUCGACGACGAUCAGGUCGAAGCAUACCUGUCCAAGAAGGUCCUUUUGGCGGCGGUCUGGUCUUUCACGGGAGAUUGUCCUCUGGCGGAACGCAAAGCUUUCGGCGACUACCUAGCAGGCCUGGUCACCCUCGAUAUGCCAAUCCUCUCCGAGCAGACAUCUUUGAUCGAUUACGAUGUCGAUCUUCCUGGUGCGGCUUGGAGCUCAUGGCAGAACCAAGUCCCAUCUAUCGAGGUCAACACGCACUCCGUGACCCAGACGGAUCUCGUUAUCCCAACGUUGGACACCGUCAGACACGAGGAAGUCCUCUACUCCUUCUUAGCAGAGCACAAGCCACUGCUGCUUUGUGGUCCACCUGGUUCUGGUAAGACGAUGACGCUGUUCAGCGCUCUUCGCAAGCUCCCGAACAUGGAAGUUGUGGGCCUCAACUUCUCCAGUGCUACAACGCCGGAUUUGCUCGUUAAGACGCUCGAGCAAUAUUGUGAUUACAAGAAGUCACUCAGCGGAGUUACCAUGGCUCCAAGACAGAUCGGCAGGUGGCUCGUCGUCUUCUGCGACGAGAUUAACUUGCCGGCUCCCGAUAAAUACGGCACGCAGCGCGUCAUCUCCUUCCUGAGACAGCUGGUAGAGCACGGGGGCUUCUGGCGCACUUCGACUAAAAGCUGGGUCAGUCUCGAGCGCGUCCAGUUCGUCGGCGCUUGUAACCCUCCCACAGAUGCAGGACGUACUCCACUCGGCUUGCGAUUCUUGCGACAUGCGCCUCUCGUCAUGGUUGACUACCCUGGCGAAGUUUCAUUGAAACAGAUCUACGGAACAUUCAACAAUGCGGUGUUGAAGAUAAUCCCAACGUUGCGUGGGUACGCUGACUCUUUGACCCAAGCCAUGAUAAAAGUCUAUAUGCAGUCCCAAAAGCGAUUCACUCCGGAGAUACAACCGCAUUACGUCUACUCGCCUCGUGAACUCACGAGAUGGGUGCGUGCCAUCUACGAGGCCAUUCGUCCACUUGAGACCUUGUCGCUUGAAGGUCUUGUUCGCAUAUGGACGCAUGAGGCGCUCCGACUGUUCUCAGAUCGUCUGAUUGCAGAUGACGAGCGACAGUGGACCGAGGAAACCGUCAAUCAAGUUGCACUUGAGCACUUCCCGAACAUCGACGAAGAAGUUGCGCUUCAGCGACCCAUUCUGUUCUCCAACUGGCUCUCGAAGAAUUAUGUGCCAGUCGCGCGUGAUCAGCUGCGAGAUUUCGUCAAGGCUAGAUUGCGCACUUUCUGCGAAGAAGAGCUGGACGUGCCGCUGAUCCUCUUCAAUGAUGUACUCGAGCAUGUUCUCCGCAUUGACCGUGUGUUCAGACAACCUCAAGGUCACCUGAUUCUUAUCGGUGUUAGCGGAAGUGGCAAGACGACCCUCUCGCGCUUCGUCGCCUGGAUGAAUGGUCUUUCCGUUUUCCAAAUCAAGGUGCACGGCAAAUACUCUUCUGAAGAUUUUGACGAAGACUUGCGCAACGUGCUACGCAGAUGCGGUUGCAAGGGAGAGAAGAUCUGUUUCAUCAUGGACGAAUCAAAUGUUCUUGACUCUGGAUUCCUAGAGCGCAUGAACACUCUUCUGGCAAACGGAGAAGUCCCGGGUCUGUUCGAGGGCGACGAAUAUGCGACUCUCAUGACCGCUUGCAAGGAAGGCGCACAGCGACAAGGUCUUCUUCUCGACUCGCAAGAAGAGCUCUACAAGUGGUUUACCCAGCAGAUUGUGCGCAACUUGCACGUCGUCUUUACCAUGAACCCACCAUCUGAAGGCCUGUCGUCCAAGGCAGCCACCAGUCCUGCAUUGUUCAACCGUUGCGUGCUGAACUGGUUCGGCGACUGGUCCGAUCAAGCUCUUUACCAGGUCGCCUUUGAGCUUACACAAUCGGUCGACAUCGAUAAGGGCAACUACAGCGCGCCGGACAGCCUGCCAAUCGCAUUUGACCAACUCGAAAUGCCACUUUCACACCGCGAUGCCGUGGUGAACUCCAUGGUCCACGUCCACCACUCUCUUCGUUUCUUCAACGAUCGUCUGAAGCGCCAGCAGAACAGGACAACAUUCCUGACGCCUCGCCAAUUUCUCGACUUUGUUGCCCAAUUCGUCAAGCUUUUUAAUGAGAAGCGUGAUGACCUGGAGGAACAACAGCGGCAUUUGAACGUCGGUCUCGAUAAGCUUCGCGAGACUGUGGACAAAGUGUCCGAAUUGAAGAAGAGUCUGGCAGAGAAGAAGUCUGAGCUUGAGAAGAAAGAUGCGGAAGCCAGUGAGAAAUUACAGAGAAUGGUAGCUGACCAGAGAGAAGCAGAGAGAAGACAAGCUGCGUCGCUGGAGAUCCAAGCUGCGCUGGAGAAGCAAGAGAAGGAAGUCGCAACGCGGAGAGAAGUCGUAUUGAAUGAUCUGGCCAAAGCUGAGCCUGCCGUCGAGGAAGCGCAGCGCAGUGUGAGCAACAUCAAGAGGCAGCACUUGACUGAAGUGAGGUCUAUGCAAAACCCGCCUGCCGGUGUCAAGCUUGCCCUGGAAUCCGUUUGCACACUUCUUGGCCACAGAGCGAACGACUGGAAGACCAUUGUCAGCAUUGUGCGUCGCGAUGACUUCAUUGCCAGCAUCGUUGGCUACGACAACGAGAGGCAGAUGACGCCGCAACACCGGGCGAAGAUGCAGGCGGACUACUUGUCCAAGGAAGAGUUCACUUUCGAGCGUGUCAACCGAGCAUCCAAAGCUUGCGGGCCGCUUGUUCAAUGGGUUGAGGCUCAAGUUAACUACUCCGAGAUCCUUGAUCGAGUUGGACCUCUGCGCGAAGAAGUCGAUCAGCUCCAAGAAGAAGCUCUGCAAACCAAGGCAGAGGCCAAGGCGAUUCAGAACACGCUCCAGGAGCUUGAACAGAGCAUCGCAACCUACAAAGGGGAGUACGCCCAGCUCAUCAGCCAGACGGAAGCCAUCAAAGCCGAGAUGGGUAGGGUGCAAUCGAAGGUUGACCGCAGCAUGCGUUUACUGAACAGCUUGUCAUCCGAGCGUGGCCGUUGGGAGGAAAGCAGCAAGACCUUCCAAGUGCAGAUGGAGACCAUCAUCGGCGACGUCUUUCUCGCCUCAGCUUUCCUAGCCUACGCCGGCUUGUACGAUCAGCAGUACCGUCGUGCCAUGCUCGAAGAUUGGUCCUUGCAGCUCUCGUCAUCUGGCAUUGCCUUCAAGGCGCAGAACGCUCUUUCGGAGUACUUGUCAACCGCCGAUGAGCGACAGCAAUGGCACGAGAACGCGCUGCCUGUCGAUGAGCUUUGCACUGAGAAUGCGAUCAUGCUUAAGAGGUACAAUCGCUAUCCACUGAUCAUCGACCCCUCUGGACGCGUUACGGAAUUUCUGCAGAACGAAAGCAAGGAACGACGUCUCACUGUCACGAGCUUCCUGGACAGCUCGUUCGUCAAGCAACUGGAAAGUGCGCUGCGCUUUGGAAACCCGAUCCUCAUUCAGGACGCUGAGCACAUUGACCCAAUCUUGAACCAUGUUCUCAACAAAGAAUACCAGCGCACAGGAGGUCGUGUCCUGAUUCAGCUUGGAAGGCAAGAGAUCGACUUUUCGCCAGCCUUCAAGCUCUACCUCUCAACCAAAGACCCUUCGGCGCCUUUCGCACCAGACGUGUGUAGCCGAACGACUUUCGUCAAUUUCACGGUCACACAGAGCAGCUUGAAGACGCAGACUCUCAAUGACGUGCUGAAGUCGGAGCGUCCUGACGUGGAUGAGCGUCGCUCCAACCUCGUCAAGAUGCAAGGCGAAUUUACUCAGCGACUCAGACGCCUGGAGCGCAUGUUGCUGCAGGCUCUCAACGACUCUCGUGGAAACAUUCUCGACGACGAGAAUGUCAUCCAGACACUCGAGACUCUCAAGACUGAGGCGGCCGAAAUCACGGCAAAGGCAUCUGAGACGGAGGGCGUCAUGAACGAGGUCAACAACAUCAUGAGCACCUACGACAUCAUUGCAAGAUCUUGCUCUGCCAUCUUUGCGGUUCUCGAGCAGCUCUAUCACGUUCAUCACUUCUACCAAUUCUCGCUGCAGUACUUUGUGGAUAUCUUCGAGGCUGUUCUGCGAUCAGCAAGAGAAUCUGGCGAGCGUGACCCGAAGAAGCGCAUUGACUCGAUUGUGCGAUCUCUAUUUGGCAAAACCUACAACGAAACCUCAGCAUCGUUGCUGCAGAAGGAUAGGCUCACCUUUGCGGUACUUUUGGCUCAAGCAGCUCCUUUCCCGAUGGACAAGACCUUCCUAGAUACGCUGCUCGAUGAGACGAUUAUUGGUGCCGAUGUCAACUCUGCACCAGACCACAAGGACAAAGCAGUGGCACUUGCAUCUCGGAUCAAGGGCAUUACUGAUCUUGUGGCCGACAUGAACUCUCCAGAAUGGGAGACAUUCUUCUCUGCUGAGGGAGCCGAGGAUUGUGUACCAGGCGCCUCGCAAGUGACUGGUAAUGGAAACGACAAAGCGCUCAAGGAGCUUGUCAUGGUCAAGCUGUUCCGAAUGGACCGCCUCGUCCCAGCGACUGAGCGAUUCAUCAAUGCGGUCUUUGGACAUUCAUUCCUCGAUGUGGCCGAAGAUCUAGGCCGCAUUGCGCAAGACAACACAGCCAGCUCGCCAAUUGCACUGUGUUCCAGUCCUGGGUUCGAUGCCUCGUACAAGGUCGACCAACUGGUGGAACGUACGCAAGCGAACUGCGCGAGUGUCGCUAUGGGUUCAAGCGAAGGUGUUUCAAGCGCCGACGCUGCUCUCGCUGGUGCAGCUGCCAACGGCUCUUGGGUCCUUAUCAAGAACGUGCAUCUUGCAACAGAAUGGUUGCAGAAUCUCGUUAAGCGGAUCGACUCGCUUAAGCCACACAAGGAUUUCCGCCUCUUCUUGUCGAUGGAGACAAGCCCCAAGAUUCCAUCAAGCUUGCUGCGCGCGUCAAGGGUUCUCAUGUACGAGCAGCCAGCUGGUAUUCGAGCAAACAUGAGGGAUACUCUUACAUCACUUCCGGAGAAAGCGAUGCAACAGCCUGUGGAGAAAGCGCGCGUACACUUCUUGCUAUCCUUCCUCCAUGCUGUCGUCCAAGAGCGCCUCCGAUAUGCACCUCGUCUGGGCUGGAAGGGAUUCUGGGAGUUCAAUGACGCGGACUUCGACUGCUCGGCUUUCAUUAUCCAGUGGUGGACCGACAAUGUCGCCCGCGGCCGCUCAAAUGUCGCGCCCAAGAGCAUACCGUGGGACAUGCUGCGCGAACUCAUCUCGGAGAUGUAUGGUGGCAAAGUUGAUGAUGCAGAGGACAUGGCACAACUGAAGGGUCUGGUUACCAAAACGAUGACUGCGGAAGCAUUUGAAGAUGGCUUCAACCUCAUCGGCGAGGUGGCCGAGGACUCCGCUGUGGGCAUGCCGUUGCCGAAUGGCACAGCAAAGUCUGUCUUCUUGCAGUGGGUCAAGGAGUUGCCAGAGCGUGAGCCACCUACUUAUCUCGGAUUACCGGCGAAUGCAGAGAAGCUUUUGCUUGUGGCACACGCAGAAGAGAUGCUGAAGAAUCUGAAGACGGUCAUGGGCGUCUUGGAUGAGGGAGAAUCGGUCAUGGCGGAGGCUGCAGAGGAGUAG